UGUUUCGCAGUGUUCCCGGUCCGGUGCAAUUGUAGUUGCAUAUACGCCAACGAUUUAGACGCCUUUCGACUCCCCAAAAUCCAAUAAACAUGAAGAUCUACAAGGACAUCAUCACCGGUGACGAGAUGUUCGCCGACACCUACAAGAUGAAGCUAGUGGACGACGUAAUCUACGAAGUGUACGGAAAGCUGAUCACCCGCCAGGGUGACGAUAUCGUUCUUGUCGGCGCUAACGCCUCAGCUGAGGAAGCCGACGAGGGCACCGAAGUCACAACGGAGUCUGGCGUUGAUGUUGUGCUAAACCACCGACUUCAGGAGUGCUUUGCUUUCGCCGACAAGAAGUCCUACACCCUCUAUCUAAAAGAUUAUAUGAAGAAGGUGUUGGCCAAGUUGGGGGAGAAGUCGCCUGACCAGGUAGAUGUCUUUAAGAUCAACAUGAACAAGGCCAUGAAGGACAUCCUCGGUCGUUUUAAGGAACUGCAGUUCUUCACCGACGAAUCCAUGGGCUGUGACGGCAUGGUGGCCCUAGUGGAAUACCGCGAAAUUAAUGGGGAAAGCGUUCCCGUGCUCGUGUUCUUCAAGCACGGUCUGGAGGAGGAAAAAUGCUAGAUGUGUCAUCAUCCCGAACCCCUCCCUAACGUAUCCUAUACUCAUGCAUACCUUCUACAUAUUUAUCA
This is a messenger RNA of Drosophila eugracilis, 676 nucleotides long. Its product is annotated as translationally-controlled tumor protein homolog. NCBI's taxonomy places the organism in Eukaryota, Metazoa, Arthropoda, Insecta, Diptera, Drosophilidae. The coding region runs from base 90 to 608 and encodes 172 amino acids. The transcript has a single exon. Gene Ontology annotation, molecular function: calcium ion binding. The record is from RefSeq and is a predicted model, not a curated record. Gene Ontology annotation, cellular component: cytoplasm.